Arabidopsis thaliana (thale cress) is the source of this 1854-nucleotide messenger RNA. It is a transcript of the gene FLA2, whose product is annotated as FASCICLIN-like arabinogalactan 2. Bases 272 to 1483 code for a protein of 403 amino acids. Gene Ontology annotation, cellular component: membrane; plasma membrane. The transcript has a single exon. The record is from RefSeq and is marked reviewed. Lineage: Eukaryota; Viridiplantae; Streptophyta; Magnoliopsida; Brassicales; Brassicaceae.
CAUGUCUACGUAUGUACCUAGAGCCGAAUAAAAUAUUGAACCGGGCCUUAAUAUUUCCUAAACACUAAUGUGUUUCUCUCGUCGACACUUACUUUCAAAUGUGACCCAGACUCAAGCUAUGUAGAGCCCACUUACCUGCUGCUGCGCUGGAAAUAUGCGAGACAGCUUUGUUCAUAUAAUCUAUUUUAUAUAUCUUUCAUUAUUAUAAGACUCCUCUCCAAAUGCUACCACACAAUUCCUCUAUCAAAGCCGCCCAAUCCUCCACCCAAAAAUGGCUUAUCUCCGGCGAGCAGCCACCGCAUUGGUUCUCAUUUUCCAGCUCCAUCUCUUUCUCUCUCUCUCAAAUGCACAUAACAUAACCCGAAUCUUGGCCAAAGACCCUGAUUUCUCCACUUUCAACCACUAUCUCUCAGCGACUCAUCUCGCCGACGAGAUCAACCGCCGGCAAACAAUCACCGUCUUGGCCGUCGAUAACUCAGCAAUGUCCUCCAUCCUCUCUAACGGAUACUCACUCUACCAAAUCCGCAACAUUCUCUCUCUCCACGUCCUGGUCGAUUACUUCGGCACCAAGAAACUUCACCAGAUCACCGACGGCUCCACCUCCACUGCCUCCAUGUUUCAAUCCACCGGAUCCGCCACCGGAACUUCUGGAUACAUCAACAUCACCGAUAUAAAAGGCGGUAAAGUCGCUUUUGGUGUCCAAGACGACGAUAGCAAGCUCACAGCUCACUACGUCAAAUCCGUCUUUGAAAAGCCUUACAACAUCUCUGUUCUUCACAUCAGCCAAGUCUUAACCUCGCCGGAAGCAGAAGCUCCCACGGCGAGUCCCAGCGACCUCAUCCUCACCACAAUCCUCGAAAAACAAGGGUGCAAAGCUUUCUCCGACAUCUUGAAGUCAACCGGCGCCGACAAAACGUUCCAAGAUACCGUAGACGGAGGCUUAACGGUGUUCUGUCCCUCCGACAGCGCUGUCGGUAAGUUCAUGCCGAAAUUCAAAUCCCUUUCUCCGGCGAACAAGACUGCGUUAGUGCUUUACCACGGCAUGCCGGUUUACCAGUCGUUACAAAUGCUUAGAUCAGGUAACGGCGCCGUUAACACGUUAGCGACGGAAGGUAACAACAAGUUUGAUUUCACCGUUCAAAAUGACGGAGAAGACGUGACGCUGGAGACGGACGUUGUGACGGCGAAGGUAAUGGGGACGUUAAAGGAUCAAGAGCCAUUGAUAGUUUACAAGAUCGAUAAAGUGUUGUUGCCUAGAGAAAUCUACAAGGCCGUUAAGACGUCCGCUCCAGCUCCUAAGUCGAGUAAGAAAAAGCCUAAGAACGCGGAGGCUGACGCCGACGGACCUAGCGCCGAUGCUCCGUCAGAUGAUGAUGUUGAGGUGGCUGACGAUAAAAACGGCGCCGUAUCAGCGAUGAUUACUCGAACAAGUAAUGUCGUAACGGCCAUUGUCGGGCUCUGUUUCGGAGUUUGGCUUAUGUGAAGUGACGUGGCAUUUACCUCGCUUUGGGAAUCUUGUUUUCCUUUUUCUUUGUGAUCUGUCGGUUUAAUUUAUUUUACAUAUUCUUUUUUUUGUUCACGUUGAUACUUGGUGUGGAGAUUUGGAAUAAUUAAUUGUUCCACUUGUGUUGGAUCUGAUAUGUUUUAUUCUAAAAAAAUGUGAUGAUCAUUCAAAAGAGUGAUUGGUACGUUGGAAUCACGUGUAUCUAUAAAGAUAGUGUCGGUGGUAGUCGAAAUAGUGUGAGGCUGUGAGCUGUAAGAUGCAUGUUACAUCCUUUGUGGUCGCUUGGAUUUGACCCAUGAUGAUGCUCCAUCGUAACUACACUAAUAUGAAAUAUAGUAUACUUUCAAUUA